AUGGCUAAGGAUUGCCCCAACUCUCGUGUAAUGAUACUAAAGGAUAACAGAGAGUAUGAGUCCAUGGAUGAGGAAGAAGCGGGUGAACCCGACGAGGAGAUCGAGUAUCCCGAUAGCGGCGAACUCUUGGUUACCAGACGAGUUCUGAGCACUCUAUGCAUACAUGUCAAGAAGCUCGGGUUAAUUCCCGAGAAGCACCCGCACCCCUAUAAACUUCAGUGGUUAAACAACAGUGGGGAAAUUAAGGUCGCCGAGCGCGUCAAGGUGCCCUUUAGUAUUGGGCGAUACCAAGACGAGGUCUUAUGCGAUGUAGUUCCAAUGCAGGUGGGACACAUGCUACUCGGUAGACCGUGGCAGUUCGACCGAGAGGUCAGCCAUGAUGGACGAGCAAAUCAGUACUCUUUCGUUUAUAACAAGAGGAAGAUUGUACUCGCACCCCUUAGUCCAUCUCAAGUGCAUGAGAUGCAGCAAAAACUAGCUAAGGACACUGAAUCCAAGAAGAAAAACUUCUACAUUAAAGCUAGUCAAGUCGACUGGGCUGUUCGUCAGGAACAAUCGGUACUUCUCAUGGUUUUUAAGGACGUAAUGAACCUGAGAACGGAAGUACCUACCGAUAACCCAGUCAUGAGUCAGUUACUUGAGCGAUUCCGAGAUGUGUUUCCGGACGAGAUUCCGGCAGGACUACCACCCAUCCGAGGGAUUGAGCACCAAAUAGACCUAGUACCCGGUGCCCCUUUACCUAACCGAUCAGCUUACCGAAUGAACCCAGAGGAGACCAAAGAGCUCGAGAAGCAAGUUCAAGAGCUUAUGAGUAAGGGUUACAUUCAAGAGAGUCUUAGUCCAUGCGCAGUUUCGGUACUCUUAGUGCCAAAGAAAGAUGGAACUUGGCGUAUGUGUGUGGAUUGCCGAGCGGUCAACAACAUUACCGUUAAAUACCGGCAUCCCAUCCCUAGACUCGAUGACAUGCUUGAUGAGUUGAGCGGAGCCACGAUCUUUUCAAAGAUCUGA
Molecule: messenger RNA, 1008 nt
Organism: Tarenaya hassleriana
Lineage: Eukaryota; Viridiplantae; Streptophyta; Magnoliopsida; Brassicales; Cleomaceae
Exons: 2
Coding region: 1-1008 (335 amino acids)
Source: RefSeq, a predicted model, not a curated record